Molecule: messenger RNA, 1510 nt
Organism: Tilletiopsis washingtonensis
Lineage: Eukaryota; Fungi; Basidiomycota; Exobasidiomycetes; Entylomatales
Exons: 2
Coding region: 119-1303 (394 amino acids)
Source: RefSeq, a predicted model, not a curated record
CCUCCGUCUCGUCGCUCUGCGGGGCCCAGCGAUGCACCGCACCUCGCACUCGUCGCCGCUCAUGCUCGCCUGAAGCACGCCACACCAUCCUCGCCGCUGCGGCCGUGUGCCUGCCGCCAUGCCGCGCGUCCGCGUGCUUGCGCGCCGCCGUCUCGGGCCGUACGACGGGCUGCGUCUGCGCCUCGCCGACCUCGACAGGCCGGGCGGCGCAGAAGCGCCGCAGCCGCUCGAGGGCAAGGAGAGACCUUUCGCAGCGGUGCAAGGAGAACAGCGGCAGACGAGCAGCCGGGACAGCAGUGUCGAGCAGACACAGCAUGCCGCGUCGCCUGCGCCGCUCGACGACGAUGUCUUCUCUUUCUCGUACUGCGCCUCCUCGCCAUGUGCCGAGCCCGGCCGCUUGGAGCCAGUGGCACCAGCACAGCCGUCCUCGGAUACUCUUCGGCCUCGCUCGCCCUCGCCUGCCGCAGCGAUCCCGACGCAGCCUGCAGCCAUCGACAGCGCAGCCGACGCGCAUUCAUCCGGCUCCUCGUGGUCGUCUGCCUCGUCGUCGUAUCUCUCCUCGGCACCCAGCACGCCUCGCUCUGCGCUGUCUGAGCACUCUCUGCACAGUGCGCAGUCGUCGCGCUCCGUGCCCUCGCGCUCCACUACGCCGACGCCGCUCUCGGACCACAACAUGCUCGACGCCUUGCUUGGCAGCAUCGAGUCUUCCGAGCGCAUCAACUCGCGUGUGCACAAGGGACGAGCAGCAGCAUCGCGCCCGCUGCGUUCGCGUUCUGGCACAGACAAUGAGCUGGACGCGGACGACCUGCUCGACGAUAUAACCCACGGCCGCUACGCCGAGCCAGCGACGCGCGCGUGCUCAAGUGCGCCCGAGGCACCACCAGCACCAUCGCGAGCGCAGCGCUCUAGUCUCAGCUCUGAUCAGCCGCUGGCGUGGCAGCGCCAGCCCGCGCGCUCCACCACUGCUACCGUUGCAGCCGCAAGCAUCCAGUCGUCGCCUCUUCCUCGCAUGCAACCCAUCGCCGCCCCACGGUGCUUCCCGAGCGCCACUGCAGCGACUACGGCCGGGAGCGCACUGCACCGCCUGCCCUCGCUCGUCGCCAAUGCACAGCGCCGCACACUGGCGGGCAGCGAAGCGCUGCAGGUGCGCAUGCGUGCGCUGCUCGACGCCCUGCCGCCCGCUCCGAGGCCGCCCCUGCCAGCUGCGAACGCCUCACGGCCCCGGUCGGCAGCGACUUCAGGGCCCAGGCGCAGCACUGGUGGUCGUUUCCUUUCGGCAGCCGCGAAGCGGCGCGGCGGCUGAGACUGCAUGCGUCCAGUGCACAUGCUGUGCUCCUCCGCAGCCGGCGUUGGCCGUUUCGCUUGUGCAGCGCCAGCAUCUCGACUUGUCCUCUCGCCCCCUCUCGCCCGCUCUGUGGCCUCUGACCCGUCAAGCUGGCCGUCUUCCGUGUCUCGUCUUCGCCCUGGUCACCUGUAGUUACCUUUUCAUCUGUACUCUCAAGCAUGCAGU